Molecule: messenger RNA, 2670 nt
Organism: Brassica napus (rape)
Lineage: Eukaryota; Viridiplantae; Streptophyta; Magnoliopsida; Brassicales; Brassicaceae
Product: putative transcription factor bHLH041
Exons: 1
Coding region: 1114-1911 (265 amino acids)
Molecular function (GO): protein dimerization activity
Source: RefSeq, a predicted model, not a curated record
GGAGCUCUAGUUAUCUAUCUUUGUAUCCUCCUUCUUCUUCAUCUUUCUCAUAAUCUUCUUCUGUGUCUGGAGUUUUCCUGCAUGGACGCAAUUUUCUUAACGGAUGAUCCUAAUACACGGAAACUGUUAAUCGGGUCGCUAGCUCAAUCUUUCGGUUGCGUUUACGUUUGUAUCUGGUCCCAUUAUUUCCCUCGACCUUCUAAGUAAUAAUCAUCAUAUCUUCCUCGUUCUAUAUAUCCUUACAUAUAAAUACAUUACACGUAUAUGUUCACAAUCCCUAUAAUGUAUGAUAUUUAUAAUCACAACGCAUUUGAUUAUUUUGAGCUGCGCGCAGCUACUUGAGAUCAUUGGAUGGAUAUUACAAUGAAACAUCUCAAGAACCUUCUACGUCGAGUGGAAGCUUAGCCAGAAGAUUGUUCCAUGAGUAUCGCCAAUCCGUCAUCCCUCUCCAAAAUGGGUAAAAAUUAUUGUAGAUAUACAGAAAACGAAAUAUUUUAAGUUCUUAAGAAAAUGUAUAGUAGAAUAUUAAUGGAAUUUUUUUUUAUUAUUCAAUGAAGACAUAUACCAAGCAUAGCGUUCAUGAAUAAUCUCCCAUACUUAGAGAUUAGUCCGCAAGAUACUCAAAGACUUGCUUACAACGACGCACAACGUCACUUAUAUCAGGUCUUUAUCAAUUCUAACCAAUAAUGCUAAUACCAUAUAAGUUAUUAUAUCAGUUUAUUAUAUGAAUAUUCACUACUAAUCAAUUUUCAUCUCGUUUCAUCAAUUCUCGUAGGAAGCCAGCAUUCAGGUACAUUAUUUUUCAUAGUUUCUACAACCAAAACAUAUAUAUUUUAAUAUUUUAUGUACAUAUGUAUAAUGUUUGUGAAUAUGAUGUAUUAUGAUCAGACGGUGAUAUUCAUGGGUUGUCGGAGCGGAGAGAUCGAACUCGGAUUGACGUAUGAUGCUGCGAAUGUAUGUAUCAAUUUUUUUUCUUUAUGUUUGUAUCCAUAUUCCAUACGUAUAAUAUUAACUCAAUAAAUCAUUGGCAUUUAUUACAUAAGAGUUAUUUUAAAGUUAUGAGUUAUGACUUCGUCUCUAUAUACAUUAAUAUGUACAUGACCCAAACGACAGAUGAAAAUAGGAGAAAGUCUUCGAGAAUGGUUCCCUCAAGAUUUCAUUAGAAAGUCUUCUCCGCCCAACUCCGACUAUCUCCGGCCACAGCCUCCUCCGUCUUCAUCUUCUUCUUCUUUUAGAUCAGUAGACAGUCCUCAAAACAUCUCAGAAUUUUCCUCUCCCUUAUUCCCGCUCUUCCCUGAACCUUCAACGACUACUGAUGACGCCGUUAACGUUCUGUUACAUUCGCUGCUAGCUCCAGUCACCUCAACACCAACGGGCAACAUGAUCCAUCAGCAACAACAAGAGUCUUUGUUUCGAAAUAGUAAACGUGAGGAGGAAGCAAUAACGAAAGCUAUCUUAGCGGUUUUAACGACGUCGUCAACUCCUCCGUCUACUUCGUCUCCGCCGCUGCGAAAAAGAAGGGCCACCGCUUUUAAGAGAUAUUACUGCAUGGAUAACGGCGGCGGUGGGAGCGGUAGAGCGCCAUCGAGCGUACGGAAGCAAAGUAUGUCGAGAAGAGCGAUAUCGUUUUACACUAGGCUUAACAUCUACCGAAGAGAGCGUUUUGCUAGGGCAAGCUCUACUACGAGCGGCGGCGGCGAUAGAAGCGGGCCAACAGCUACGCAGUUGCAUCAUAUGAUAUCGGAGAGGAGACGGCGAGAGAAGCUUAAUGAGAGCUUUCUAGCAUUGAGAUCUCUCCUUCCUCAGGGAACUAAGGUACGUGAUACAAUCUUUUUAUUUUCUUUAUAUAAGUUCCUAUUACAUUUUUAUCUCAGUUCACUUACCAUACAAUAUUUGAUAAAAAAAAAUUAAUAGCUUUUGGAUGUAAAUUAGGUUCAUUACUGAUAUAAAUAUAUUAUCAACAAUUGGCUACUAUUGUUUCUUUUCAAUGAUGAUCAUACUAUAUUAACGUGUAAAUGGAAGCAUUCGAUUUUAUGAUGACAUAUAUUUUAUAAGAUUCAACCAUGAUAUAUAUUUGAGCUAUAAUGUUAUGGCUAAAACUUUUUUUGAACAGAAAGAUAAAAUAUCAAUCCUCACCAUUGCAAGGAAGCAAUUAACUUCUUUGCAAGGCGAGAUUUCGAAACUAGUAGAGAGAAAUCGGGAGCUAGCGGGAGAAAGAGAGAUGGAAAAUGAUUUACAACCAGAUGAGAGGUUUAACGUUCGUAUAAGAUAUAUAUCCGAGUCGACAUCUAGAGAAAGGAUCUUCGAUCUAAGAGUUGCUCAUAAAGGAGCCAACAUUAGGGCUGAUGAUUUGAUGAUAAGGCUUCUUGAAAUGUUGAAGCAAAUCAACAAUGUGAGUUUAGUAUCAAUCAACGCUCAAACUCGAGCUAGAGAAGAUGAAGGUACUUCGGUUGUUCUCGUGAGCUUAAGGCUCAAAAUUGAGGUAAAUAACAAUCUUGAUUUUAUCAAAAUUGGUUUCUCUUAAGGAAACAAAUUAUUCUAUACUCCUUUUUUAAUUAGUUAAAGGUUGCAUAUAAGUCACAUACAAAUAUCAAAAUUUCAUUAUAUUCAGCUUCCAAACAAAAAAGCUCAUUAUAGUUUCCAAAGCUUUAUUUGACAAUAUGGUGGGAC